This is a messenger RNA of Phasianus colchicus (ring-necked pheasant), 12385 nucleotides long. RefSeq names its product C2 calcium-dependent domain-containing protein 4C-like. Lineage: Eukaryota; Metazoa; Chordata; Aves; Galliformes; Phasianidae. The record is from RefSeq and is a predicted model, not a curated record.
CCGAUGUUGGACACGGGGGGUUGGGAAAGCCUCAGCCACGUGUUAUAGCCUUUCCCGUUUAGAAGAGGCGUUUUUAUAGCAACAGGAAGCUUACUUACUUUCUAAUUACGCUCUGAAACUAAUAGAGGAAAAGAGCAAUUCUUUUGAAGGCAGGAAGCUAAGCAGCUAAUCGUGUGCUGGAGUGCCUAUUUCCAGGGGGAUGUACGAGUACUCUAGGGCCACUGAGCUGCCAGCACAGCUGUCUGUAAAUGUCUGUAAACCACAGUGUGGCUGGGAGGGGGUUCACAGCACCCACCAUUAGGCACCUGCUUGUCCUCAGUCACCGGAGGGAGGGGCUGACAGAUGAGGGGAUUUGGGGAGGGGAAUCUCUAGCAAUAUUUUUUACUAAGUGUAGAUGAAGGAUAAUGGAAAUGGUGCUCUAAAGCAGGCUAGCUGCUUUAUUACACUGUGCCAUGAUGGCCAGCUCUGGGCAACUUCCGUGAAUUGUCACUAGAAAUAACAAGCUUCCCUCUAGAAAGCUCCAAUUUCUUCACUCUUCUCCAUUUUUAGAGGCCAAGCUUUCUCUGAUAUUAAAGGCAGAGGCAUGGGACGAAGCUCCCUUACUCUGUGGAAGUUCUGUGGUAUGCAGCAUGGGAUGUGGUGCUACACCACCCCAAUGCCACUGUAGUGGGUGCCAUGCAGCUCUGCUGCCCAAAGGAGCGUGUUCCCACGUGCUGGGGAAGGUGCAGGAUCCCCCUCCAGACCCCUCUGUAUUAGCUUGCAGAGCGCUUUUGGGUAUUUCGAUCGUGUCUUAUUUAACCCCCUAGAGGAUGAUUACGGAAGUGAAGCUUGUAAAAUGAGCAGCAGUGAGGCAGGGCUCAGCCUCUGGACACGUGUGUUCCCAGCUGAACCUUUCAGCAGGUUCAAAAUGUUCCCUGCCCCUGCAACCCACUUGAUCUGUUUCCUCUGAGCACAUCCAGUCUAUUCCAAGCCACGUAAACAUGAACUUUAGCUCUUCGGGGAGAAGAGGAAAGACAAAAUUGCUCCUGUCACUGUGUUACAGGCAUUCAGCUUCAGCUGAGCUUCAGCUAACCUCUCACAGGUGUGAGUGAAGGUUUCUCUUAGCAGCCUUUAGCACAAUCAUAAAGAGUCUGCAGAGCUCCGUUUGUGUUCUGCUGCAUUGCAGAGCUGUGCUGGGAAGCUCACAGAUCCCACCGUGCCCUGUGCGACAUAAGGGACUCUAUGGAACAUAAGGGACAUGCAUGCCUGCAUUUUUAAAAUGCUCUUUGUCAAGGUGACUUGCAAAAGCGUUUCUUUGCCCCCUUUCUACUUAUUUCACCCGCAUUCUGGUUGCUCUGUAUCAGUGACAGGUGCUGCCUCGGGGUUUAUUUGUCUCAUGCUCUUUGUGGAUAGCCCGGAGAGGGGACACGCACCCCGAUGCAGAAAAGCAGCCACGUCUUUUUCAAAUGAGGUGGGAAAACCGCGCUCCACGCUUCCUACUGCUCUUAGUUUGGAAAACAGCCAGGCUCUCAAGAAGAAAGGAUGCACUGAGACAAUUCUGCCUUUGUACUGCGUUUGAUAGAUAAUCUCGAAAGCGGCCGCGAAUGAAAAGCAGCUGGAAACGGGGAGGACGAGGGGCAGCUGUGGGUCAGGGUCAGCUCUCCCCAGCCGGGCGCUGCUCUGCGACGGCGCGAGGCGCAAACCGAGAAGAGCUUUUUCGCCAAGUGCUCGUUCUGCGACCGCUCCAUCCCGAGCCGCUCCAGGCUCGGCUCGGAGCGCGGAGGCACGGCGGGGCGUUCCGGCCCCGCAGCCCCCCCGCUGCCUCCGUCCCUCCCUCCCUGUGGGAGGCGCCCGGCGCCGCUAGAAAAGGACCGGCAGCCGCGGAGACACCGGAGUGGAGUGCCGCUGGAAGCCGGCGAGGUAGAUUUGCCUUCUCGGCUCUUCCCCUUUGCGGACCUCCCGUCUGGGUGCAACGAUGUGGUUCUUGGACAAGAUCAGAGCGUCACAGGGAAGCAGGAACCUCCCGUGCACCUCCUUCUUGGGCCUGCCACCCAGCCAACAUCUGCUGGAAAAAGCCCGCCUGGGGGCUGCUGCUUUUCCCAACGUGCUCACCCCGGACAGAAUCCCGGAAUUCUGCAUCCCCCCCCGGCUGAGCACCGCUGCUCCUGCUGGCUCCCGCCAGCACCGCGGUUCGGAGGAUGCACAUCUCAGUUCUGCUGACCACAGCUCCAGCUCUUCUUUGCCCCACUUCAUCCAGGUGGAAAGUGCUGAAGAGUUCCCAGUGCUUGAGGAAGAAGGCACCAACUCAGAUCCGCAGUCCCAAGCAGCGCUCUCCCUGCCUCACUUCCCCAGAGCUCCCACUUCCUACGGCUUCUGCACUUUGCUGGAGAGUCCCCACACCAGGAGAAAGGAAUCGAUCUUCCACGGUGACACAUGUGGGGCUCUGCCCAGCCUGACGCUGCCUCGAUCCAGAGCUAACACAUUCGGUGGCAAAGGGAACACGUCCAAUCCCAUCGCUAUCAGCUUCACGUCGGUAAGGCUGCCUCCCAGGCACCUGCGCAGGCAGGGUGCUUGCGACAGCGACACUGCCUCCUCCAGCGACUCCUCUCCUUUCAGCUCCCCGCUUCUCAGCAGAUCGCCUCCCAGAUCCUGCUCCUUGGUCAAGGCACGAAGUCAGGAAGGGUUGCUCUGCCGAGCACUGAAGGCCAAGAACAAAUCUGGCAUGUCCAGGAAUAAUUCUCUGUCUACAGAGGAGAGCAGCUCCACUGAUAACAGCCCCAGUGCCAUCAGGCGGGCCUCGGAGGGGCUGCUCGCUGCACGGAGCUGCAGUGUGUCUUGUUCUCCCCUCUUUCCCCUGGACUUUGCCCGUGGCCGGCAGAGACUGGUGGGAGAGAGCACAGUAGUCAUGGACAAGGGGGGCAUGUUGAGGCUGUCAGCUGAAUACUGCUCAGAAAAUGAAAGGCUGAGGAUCCGUCUGAUCAGUGCAGAGGGUUUAUAUGAUGACUCUGUAGAGCCCAAAAACAUAAACUGCUGCAUCACCCUCUCCCUGGUGCCAGGGAAAACACAGAAGCAGAGAAGCACUGUUAUAAAGAGAAGCAGGAAUCCCAUCUUCAAUGAGGACUUCUUUUUUGAUGGCAUUGCAGAGGAAGAACUCCUCAGCCACUCUGUGAGGAUGAAAGCAACAAAUAAAGGGUGCAGCAUGAAACGGGACUACACCUUAGGAGAACAGGAGUUGUCUUUAAUGAGUAUGUUGUCCUUGUAAUACUUCAAACAGACUGAUUUUGUAUUCUGAAAGUUUUCUACUAAAUAAAGUUUUGGUUUCUUUUUCUUAUAGAAUACUUGAAAACACUGUGUCAUUUGGUAUUGUUUUCAUGCCAGUGUGCCUUUACACUUUGAGCUCUGCAAGGCAUUUGUUGCUAAAUUCCAUGGUGGCUGUGGAGCAGAGCUGCCUGUGAAGGUGAAGAAGAAAGGAGAAGGGCUGGUUUGCCAUUAGGAUCAAGUGUUAAGCAGAUUCCAAGUUAAAGCUGUUUUGUUUAUGGUUCUGAGGAGGAAAAAGGGUUGUUUUUCAUUUCCUCUGAUCCCUAAAGCACACACUCAGCAUGUGCAUGCAGCAGGCACUAAACUCUGGCAGCACCCAGGUAAUAGAUCAGUUAAAUAGACCGUUUUAACAGCACCCAUAUUUACAGGCAGGAACAUUUUAAUGUGCCUUAUGUUUGGGGAGCGAGAGAGAUGGUUCAUUUGGUAACUCCCCCUUCCAGAACAUGGGGGGAGGAUUUGGAUUUCCAAAACAGGCAUUAACAGUUUUCCUUGUUUUGAAAAUAACGCAGUCAGCUUCUGCUGAGCAGCAGCUACGUGCUGCUGUGUGCAGGCUCAGCUCUCUCUCACUGACCUGUGCUGUCACAUUACGCAGUCAGGUGACUCCUGCUUUGCGUCACUAUGGAGAGGGUGACUGCUGUUAGCGCACUUAGCAUCUUCAUUUACCCUUCCUUUCCGUGGUUGAUUUCACAGCUGCCUGGGUGAAGUUGCCAGGUAAUUGUGUUUUGAUCAGGAACGUACCCUGGAGCUCUAGCUUUCAGCAACUGAGCUACUGCAUCCCUUCAUAAACUAAGGCAGAGAGAUCCAUGCUGGAUGGGCAAAAGAUGGCUUGGGAUCUCUGCACUGAAUUCCUGCUGCAGCUACUAACUUGUCGUGUACCUUCUUCAAGGUAUCAGGAUGAAAUAAGGAUCUCCUUUUUCUGUGCUGUACCAGCAAACAUUGAGUGGCUGAGGUGCUGGCUUUAACAUCAUAAGAACUUUAAAGCUGCAUUCUGGAGGCACCUCCUCCUUCCCUUUUUUUCUCAUUUUUUUCUCUGCUGAAGUGGGCUGUGCAAGUGCGAGGAGGCAGAAAUUGUCUUGAAAGUCCAGGACUGUUGCUGCACCCCCCCCUUGAUUAAAUUACAGGUAGAUAGGCAGGGGGCCAUAGGAAAAGGUUUUUUUCAGAGUUCAUUAAGAGGCUGUAAAAACAGGGCUUUGCUUAUGCCAAAUCUACAGCUUAAAAGCUCUUUCAAAUAGAUUUCUAGCAGAUCCUCCCCCUGCUCCAUUCUGGCAAGAGUACAACUAUGUGCAAUCCAUGGGCCUAUUCAUGGGAGGUUGUGGUACUGUCUGUCCACCUAAGUAUUUUAUUCUCUUUCAGGCUUAACUACCCCAGGAAGGAUUUUCUUCCUUGGAAUAGCAGAAAAAGCCCAAAAGAUGUUAAGUGUGAUGGUGAGUGCUCAGUGCUAGUCCUUGGUCCAUCUCAUGUGAGAAACUUCUUAAAACAAUCUCCGUACAAAGCAUAACUUGCACAGGGGAAGGUAUAAUUCCCAGAAGAUGAUUAAAAUCAAAUGUAACAAUAAUCCCUGAUUGCUAAAGGAGAGAAUUAAAUGUCCUGAUACAUACUUGCACAGCAGGAGGUGAUACACUGACACCUGAAUUCUUGAGUCUGGGCAAACUGGCUACUGGAGCACACAGAAAGCCAAGGGGGAGAAAUGAAAUUAAGAACAUAAUUCCAAGGAAGAAUCAGUACUGCUGCAAAAGAAACAAAGCCUUUUUAAAUGCUCACUGUAUGCCAGACUGACUUUCAAUGAGCUGUUUCUUCCUGCUUCUCUGUUAUUGUAUUGAAUUCCCCAGAGGAAAUCAAGUGCUUCUUCCUCAGGCAGAUGACAUAUCACAGUUUUAGUCCUUGGAACUUGAAGUUCCUUCACAGGUAUACCCACACAGAGAACGAGGCCGAUGUAAUACAGAAGAGAACAUCUAUGGUGUCAGAGGUUCACCUGCACUCACGCUACAGUGCAUGUCCACAUGCUGUGCCACUGCUGUACCACGGGGACAAAAAGAUGGAACAGCUGAGGUGGGAAGGAGCACUGGAGACUACACUGCAUAAAUCCUGCUGAGAGCAGUGUCCUUUUUAUUGCUCCCCAUCAGCCGUUCAUACACAAUUAUGGGAUCUUUCCCGAAUGUUCUCUUCACGAUGCCAGAGGGCAUAAUGUAGCAUCAGAAACAGGUGGUAGGUGGUUGUAAACUUUUAUCUUUCAUCACGCAGGGAUGGAAUGAAGCACUUGGAGAAAGUCCUCCAUUCCUGUAAUAAGGAAAUAGGUUUCCAGCUGGGUUCAUGUAGGCAGGUAUUUGGAGAGGAAAAACCUCUGGUCAGCUGAAAGAGAAUUGAGCUGUUUCUAAUGUUCUUUAAAAAUGACUUAUUUCUGAGAAAGUCUCCUUACAGAAGUUUGAUGAUGAUAGGUUUGCCUGCUAAGGGAUGACGUGGGCUUAUUUUCUUGUGAUCUCAGAGCUGAACUAGACUGAAGUGGUGAAUUCCUACAAUGCUGCCUAUGCUGCAGCUGCUUUCCAAUAGCGUCAGUUGUCUUGGGGCUGUUACGUGAAACACCUGCAUGAGCAAACAAGAAUGCAACCGGAUACUUCAACCUGAAAAAAAUCGUGAUGCUUCAGUGCUAGUGUGAGUCAACAGCAAGAAGAAAAUCCACCUGCUAGCACUAGAAAACAGCUCCUCAGAGUUAAGAGAAGUCCUGAUCGGAAGUUUUCUAACUUUUAAAAUGCUAUAUAGGAAAAGGUGGUACCCUACGUGGCUAUCUCAAACAAAACUCCAGUUUGGAGUAGUAUGAUCAGAGGUGUUCAGUGGUGCUCACUGGCCAAAGAAUCACCUGGUAACAGCAUGUUUUAAAAACAGUGACAAAUAUUUGAGAAAAUAAGUUCUUUCUGCCAAGAUCCCAUGUUCUUGUUUUGCUAUGCAAAUAUUAUCUGUUUCUGCUGCACUGGAUGUACUAAUUGUGCUGGCCUUUUGAAACGGAGUUAUUUUAGGCAUGCCUCUUCAGAUGGUUGUGGACAAAUGUUACUGCAAAGCAAGUACUUCCUUAUUUUGAUGCCAUUUUCCUAUUAUUAAAUCAGAAACAAACCAAUGCAGAUUGCACUCUGCAGUGUAAAAUGCAGUUCCUGUAACUGUGCUACUUUUCAUGUAAAUAUCAGGAAUAGCACCAUGGGAAGGAAAUAUCUAUGACCUCAAAAGCCUGAGUGCACAGAUGUGCAGAUCAGGGAUUAGGAGACACAGUUACUGCAGUAUCACAUUCCAGCUAUGGCACCACUUGUUCCAAGCUGCUCCUAUUUUUUCAGACCAGCUCUAAAAAGGCAGUGCUGAAAUGGCACCCAUGCUGUCUCGGAGCCUGUCUUGGGAAGGAGCUCUUGAAAGAGGAUGGCCACUGUAGAAGAUGCAGGGAAAAACUGGAAGUGUUGUCAGAAAAUUUCUUCGGAUUUAAUAUAACGUAACUCAGAAAGGAGAGGGAAAAAAAGCUAGACAAAUGUAUAAAUUUAUGGAAAACCUGCAUUUGGGACACCAGGGUAUUUGCCCCAGGGCAGGAAAGCCGUCCUGGAGAAAUUCCUAGGAGUGCCACAGGCCACGUGUUCACUGGGCCAUCCUUGUGCUCUCCAGCAAGUACCGCCUGCUUCAGCCUCCUGCUUGUCCUGCAUCUAGAUUAGAGGUCUUCAGCUUGCACAGGGGGCUGGAUUGUUGGGCAUGAUAUUUGGUCAAGGUAGGAAAGGUAAUGAGUCACAUCUAUUGAUGGCUUUUUGUAGCAGGAUGUUUGGUUAAAACAAACAGUAGCCUUACGCUCAUGAAACAAAUGGCAUAAUUAAAUGCUAUCUAUCUUCCAUUACCGUGUAUUCCAAACACACACGCACAGAGCCACAUAAAAUUCACAUGCACUGUUAAAUAAGAUGGUAUUCAAUACAGACUUAAUGCUGAGGACUGCCACUAAAAUGCACUCUAGAAAUAUUAACAUUACUAAUAGCCUGUUAGAAGAAAACCAAUCUUUCUUUCAUUCUUUAAAAUCCUUCUGGAUUAUCUUUCCUCAUAGUGAAGGUAAAAGGAAGUUGAACGUUCCAGAGUGUCUGUGAACUAACCUUCUGUGCAGAAAAGUGACUGAUAGAAAACGCAGGUGGCAGGAAUUGGUAGACUUCAGAUGCCUGAAACUAGCUCUCAGCCUGGACUGUGCACAGCAUCACACAAGCUGUGGAGUGAGGAAGAAGGGCUACUUUGUGCUUGGAUCACUUAAGGGAGUCAUACUUUAUGCCGCCAGUUUCUUUGUAUUUAAGGGAUUUACAAGGAAAAGAGCUUCCAGCAGUUCUUUGCUCCUGCUGUGAGGAAUAGAAAUGGCCAGUGCUAAACCACUGGUGUUUAACAAUUGACAGUCGAGCAUAGUACCAAAGAUGAGAAGAGGAUCCAACAAACAGCGAUGAUAAGAAAUGACAACUUCUUUUUGCCUUGAUACCACCACAGGUGACCUGACAGCUAUGUCUUCGGAUUUUCUUUUUUUUUUUUUUUUAAUUCCCUCUGUUAUUCCUUUUCUAUUUCUGGUCAUAAAUGUUGUAAUGUUGCAAAAUUAUCUGUCCUGAGUGGUACAGUGAGAACCUGACCUUGUCAAGCAUCGCAUGUACUAGACAGGAAAACACUGAACAAGAUUUUCCAGUUCACUUCCUUCCUGUUAAAGCUUAAUGACUUUUCUACUUGCAUUUCUCAGACUUUUCAGAGCAAACUCAGGAGUGACAGGGUUGAUUACAAAAGAAAUCGAGUGCCUUUUUGUUUUUUAAAGAUAACCAGCCAAAGUUCUGAGUCUUCAUUAGAUUGCUUAGUUGGGGAGCCAUGUACAGGGAAACAAGUCACAGGCUGUGUGUUUAAACUGUUGCUGUGACGUCCAGGAGGUCACACAAGUAUAUAUACAGGAUAUAUAUAUAUACAUAUAUACAUGAUAUAUAUAUCAUGUGUUGAAGCCUCUCCAAGCCAGUAAUUCAUCUCUGCAGUCUCAAAUCAGUGUAGGAGUGUACAGGCAACACAAAUCAGCAACGAGAAUGGUGACAUAUUCUGUCUGCUCAAUAGGCUGUAGCCACAAACCCACAGUUGGUAAUACCAGCUCAGUGUAUAAUGAUCUCUUGCUCAUUGCUGAGCAUAAGGAGAGUUUCUUUUGCAUGAGUGGUUGAGCAGUGCAAGACUGCCUCAUUACAUGCCAUAAGUGAGUUACACCUGGGACUCAUGCCCCUGGUCUGUUUUCAGGGCAUAGGGCUGGUGGAAGUGAAUGUGACCUCUAACAGAGAGUGUCCAUUUCAGAGGGGCUCAGAUGGUGCCACCUGCAAGAACUGUGUCCUGAAUUUCCCAAACAUGAGACCUGAUUGACCUUGUUCUCAGAACAAGGUUAGAGCUAAAUAUAACCCAUAGUUGCAAGGUGCAUUUACAGGGCUUUGAGAUAUACUGCAAGUUUGUCCAGUAUCUGCUUUUGUUUUGUGUGUAAAGGUUAUCUGCUAAACAGUGUGCUUUCCUGAACUCAUAUGAAGGGUGUAACUGACUUCUUGAAAUUAAACUUCUUCAGUAGUAUGGGCUAGUCUGGCUAAAGUUAAAACCACUGUUAGGAAGCUGCAAAAUUAACUAUAUUAUAUUACAAAACUGUGUUAUUAACUGCAUUAUUAGCUAUAUUAAGUUAUGAGAAAUUACAUGCAGUGGAAUCACUGGGAAAAAGAUAUAUACAUACCAGGGUGUAAAUUGUGCUUCCAAAUAACCAAGUUCCUGGAGGCAAUCAUGGCCAGGCUGGAUGGGGCCCUGGGCAGCCUGAUCUGGUGGGUGGGAACUCUGCCCGUGGCUGAGGGUUGGGACUGGAUGGGCUUUAAGUUCCCUCCAACCUGAACCAUUCUGAGAUUCUCUGAUUCCUAGGUAAACACCUCUAUUGCCUUCUCUUUCCCAGAUGAAACCAGUUUUCUUCUUCCACGAAAAGAGCUGUGAAGCAAUAGCUGACCACGUUGGCAACAAAGACAACAAAGUAUUUGUCACAGCCAAGGAAAAGAAUUAUGCCACGUGUAGCCCGUUAGUGAUGGCAUGUGGAGGUGUUGUCUUGUGGGGUGCUGUAAAGAAUAUCUAAGUAGCUACAACUGGCUUCAGAAACAUUUCCUCAGAGAGGGUGAUUAUUCCUAUGCCCUGACAGAAGAUGCGAUGCAGCUGAGAAAUCAUUUUACAUCUUUCUCAUGAAGACAAAACUUCUGAUUUUCAUUCAGAAUAUUCCCUAAACUAUUCUCCAGCUCUGUAAGAGAACUCUAAAGCAAAACCAUUAAUAUGAAAAUAUUGGUAAAACAGAGCUAUUCCCACUGGAAGCCCUAGAAAUGAUCCAAAUCUGUGUAAAACUUGAGUACAAAUCAAUGCAAUAAUGAGACUUCUAAAAUUUAUCCUAAACAUUUUUAGUGGAGAGGAAUGGGCACAUUUAGUAAAUGCAUGCCAAAUGGUUUAUGUGAAGCACAUUUCUGUAUUGUUCUGAAAAUACAUAUGGUUUCAUUUAACCAUCUGCUUUAAAAAUACCUGUAGGAAUGAAUGAGCUAAGGUUGCCUCAGGAAUGGGACUGGAUGGAAGCUACUGGGCAAUAGCAUGACCCAGAUGGUAGUGAAUGAUCUGUCGUGCUAGCACGUUACUACAUGAGUCCAGAAGAUGGGACAUUAAUACAGAACUGCCAGAUGGGGCAGAAAACUUGGGAACUGCACGAAUGUAAAUGGAAAAAAAAGAGAUACUUGAUUUGCGAGACCUUUUAAAGGUCAAAAUCCAGCACAAUCUGAGGGAAGUUACUAGAGGAGAAACCGAUAAAGUUUAAAAACAAAAUGUGGAGCUAGGAUUAUCAAUAUGGAGCUAAUCUGCUUCACUUAUUUGUAUUUCCACUCAUUGUUCUUUGUUGUAAAUAAACACAGUUUCAAGACUGGAUACUACUCAUAGUUCACUUUUUUUUGAUAAGAACUUAAGCAGCAGUUUAAACUCUCAUUUCUAAUGAAAAUCAGUCCUUGUUAGAACACUGGACUUUCUGUCAACUUCACAAUCACAGAACAGUUGAUGCUGGUGGGGGCCUUAGGAGAUGACCUAGUCCAGGCAUGUCCAGGACUUCCGGGCCAUGGGCCACAUGCAGUCCUGCCCAGUGCAACCUGUGUUGUUCCCAGCCCUGUGCCAUUUUGGUGGCUGUUCCCUGCCAAGUGGCUUGGCCUGACUCUUGGUAUGCACCCAUUGCUCAGCACCAGGACAACAGUCAGGGCUGAAACCAGCAUGAGCAGAGGGCUCUGUGCAGUGCUAAAUCAAGCUGUGGCAAAUAAUUUUAUGCAUUCUGUUAUAUUGGCUAAAUACAGUCAUCUGAACAAUGAAAAAUAUGCAGCCAUGCUUUCCAUUCUGAUAAAGGAAUUUGAGAAUAGGUUUCAUGAUUGCUGAAAAAAAUCACCAUUUCUUUGGUAUAUUUGUGAUUGUUAAUGUUUCUAUAGAAAAUCCAACAAAAAUCUCAAGCUAUUUGGACUGACUGUGUUUUGCAGAUACAAAAUACUUAAAGCUGUGAAUGCAGAUGUUUCUAGUGAUGAGCUGAAUUUGUUUAUUUGAAAAUAAACGUGUCACCAAGAUGCUCUAAGAGCUUAGUGUGUCUGAAGUGCUGAUAUGGGGCAGGUUGGAUACAUGUUUCUCCAUGCUAGGAGAAACAUGGGUGUAAAUAUUCAGUAUGUGUGAUGAGAGGACUGUCUGUUGAAAGGAUAAUGGUGGGGUACAGAAUUUGAAUCAAAUACUGUUAGGAGCAGUCACAAGGGACAAUGGUUUCAAACAUAGAGUAGUGGUGGGAUAUUUCUGCUAGCUACAUAAAUACAGUUAAAUGAAUACAGGCCUAUGCAACCAAACAUUCUGUAAACCACGAAACAGGAGAUGUAAGAAAAUCUUACUUAAAACUAAGUCCUGCAGGUUUCUUGAGACUAUGUUCACUUCAAACUCACAGAAAUACAAGCACUAACAGUAUCUACUGUGUAGAAUUCCCUCAGGUAUAUAAAAUAGGAGAAAAAAAAGAGGAAACUGCUGAUAUUAGAGUACAUCUUAAAAUAUCACUGACCUCAUUUAAUGCAACACUACAGCCCAUUGGACCAAGCAGGCUGGGCAACAGCAAGAUUAAGGAAACAAAAUGAGGGCUUCUUAUAUCUCUCAUGAAAUUAAAAUCAUUCCAGAAAAAAAAGAAAAAAGCAGGGCUAUACUAAUGUCAGACUAACUUCUCAGGGGAGAAAAGGUGAUAGUUGCUAAGUUACCAUUUGCCUUUACUAUAUGUUUCUUCUCCAGCAGUUUCUGCUCUAUGCUGUCACCCAUACAUGUUUUGUAUGUCUGUGACUGAUAAACAUAACAGAAGUCUACUCUGGACAUGUGAGUGGGAAGCAGGCAGUCAGGCUCUCCAUCAGUGUGUAUGAAACUAGACAAUUCAUGAUUUAUGCUGUUGCUGAAGAGACUGAGGCACCAGUGCAUUAUCAUGAUUAAUUUCACAAAGCUUACUUAGAAAUGACACCAGAAAAGAUAUCUAAUGGCAUGUUGUUUCACUCUUAAAAGUAACAUCUAAUAUGCAUUUACAAGGAAGAAGAGGGAAAUUAAAACCUGCUUUCCUGUGGUAGUCUGAUAGAUAAAAUGAGAGGUGGCAUAUUUCUGAUUUUUCCCUGUUUGAGGAAGCUUCAGUCUGCAAAGGAGAGGGGAACAGCUUCACCUCAUGCAAAAUCAAUGACUGAACUUCAGUGUAAUGCUUAUGAAAGUAGGUCAUUCAUGGGUCUGCAGUGGUUACAGGCACUGUCUAGCGAGGCUGCCAGUCACACCAUGCUUACUUGGGAUGUUUUGGAGUUAACUACUCUAUCAGGUCAGGACAGCAGUGCCCUUCCUCCAUGUGCACCCUGGCCAAACGCAUUGAAGAACAUUUUGUGAAUGUACCUCUAUGUGUUUCUCAGCCACUGAACUCCAUGAACUGCUGACAUUUCUUGGGGCAGCUUUGACUUACCAAACAGGUUCUUGAGUGAAGGCUGGUAAAACAGUGAGGUUCAGCAGCCUCAUGGUUAACUUCCCAGACUGCAUCAAAACUGUCAAACCA